Messenger RNA from Ylistrum balloti, 917 nucleotides. RefSeq lists its product as uncharacterized. NCBI's taxonomy places the organism in Eukaryota, Metazoa, Mollusca, Bivalvia, Pectinida, Pectinidae. The record is from RefSeq and is a predicted model, not a curated record. The transcript has 3 exons. The coding region runs from base 1 to 831 and encodes 276 amino acids.
AUGGCAAAAACGCCAGGAAUAUUCGUGGCUAUUACCGUUCUAUCCUUCUUGGGAUUUUUCUUCCAAGCAGCGGGGCUAGCCUUACCUUGGUGGUUUGUAAUCAAUGACAUAGUAUAUAUUGGAGUAUGGUACCUCGCCUACUGCUGGGGAGGAAACAUUGGGUCCGGCAACUGUUCAACAAUCACACUGAAUGCUGCGGACCAGGCUACCCAGCCGGGCAGUGAAGUAGCUCUCCAGUGGUUCUACGUGAUAUUCCAGGCCUGUGCGACGGCUGCAGUAGGCAUUGUGUUAUUGUGUACUCUUGGUCUUCUAUUUGGAGUCUGUUGUUCACUUAAGAACAAAUGUGCUUACGUGUUCUGCUGUGUAAACCUCUUUUUGUCAGGCCUCCUGGUGUGUCCAGCUUUAGCGUUUUUCGGCCUGGCCUAUAUCUACCUCGGCAGCUACUUUUUGAAGACAAUGUCGGCGACAACUUUCCCUUAUGCGGCGUUAGCGUCCGGCUUGGGAUGUUUUAUUACAUUUGUGACCGGUAUUACCCUUGCCAUAGCACUGUGUUCCUGGAAUACCUACAUGAGUGAGGACAAUUACGAUGAUUCUCAUGGAAUGCCUAUGACACAAAGCGGGAACACUGAAGGCUACAAUCAGGGCUACAACCAGGGUGGAUACAAUCAGGGCUACGACCAGGGUGGAUACAAUCAGGGCUACGACCAGGGUGGACACACGCAAGGCUAUGGCAACAAGGCAUACCAAGGACAAGGUUACGAAAAGCGUGCACAACAGCCUCAGUAUUCACAACCAAAGAUGUACAGACCUGUGGCAUCGCCACGGUACUGAAAAUAUCACAAUGCUAAUUAAAGUACGUGUUUUUACACUACAAACACAUUUUCCAGUAAUAAUGCUGUCAUUCACACGGUUGCACU